Messenger RNA from Syzygium oleosum, 2092 nucleotides. Its product is annotated as lecithin-cholesterol acyltransferase-like 4. Gene Ontology annotation, biological process: lipid metabolic process. The record is from RefSeq and is a predicted model, not a curated record. Gene Ontology annotation, molecular function: glycerophospholipase activity. The transcript has 11 exons. The coding region runs from base 259 to 1875 and encodes 538 amino acids. NCBI's taxonomy places the organism in Eukaryota, Viridiplantae, Streptophyta, Magnoliopsida, Myrtales, Myrtaceae.
UCGCCCCUACCUGAUUCGAGCCCUAAUUUCCCGUCGAUUUCUCCCCCUCAAUCCCGAUCGCCGAUCGCCGAUCGCCUCCGUCCUUCCGCCGCCGGUCGCCGAUCGCCGAUCGCCGAUCGUCUCCGGAACUCGAGCUCGAACCGGAAUUCCCCCGGCCGGCCGACCGCCGACUCGGCGGACGAGAUUGAAACCUGGGACCGGGGUUUUCCCGAGCGGGCGUGCUUUAGAUUAGGGUUUUGAUUUGGGGCGGGGCCGGCGAUGGCGGUGCUGCUGGAGGACGUCUUGCGGUCCAUGGACCUGUGGCUGAAGCUGAUCAGGAAGCCCGAGCCCUACGUGGACCCGAACCUCGACCCGGUCCUCCUGGUGCCCGGGGUCGCCGGGUCGAUACUGCAGGCCGUGGACGGCGGCGGCGGCGGCAACGGCGGGGGCGAGAGGGUGUGGGUUCGGAUUUUCGGGGCAGAUUACAAGUUCCGGAACAAGCUCUGGUCCCGCUUCGAUCCGGCCACCGGUAAGACCGUUUCUUUAGAUCCUACAACAAACAUCGUGGUUCCUGAAGACAGAUAUGGACUGUUUGCAAUUGAUGUUUUGGACCCUGAUAUGGUCGUUGGCCGUGAUUGUGUGUCCUAUUUCCAUGACAUGAUAGUCGAAAUGAUCAAAUGGGGUUUUCAGGAAGGGAAGACAUUAUUUGGUUUUGGGUAUGAUUUCAGGCAAAGUAACAGGUUCCAAGAAACAUUGGAGCGUUUGGCUGCAAAGUUGGAAUCUGUAUAUAAUGCUGCGGGAGGGAAGAAGAUAACCAUUAUUAGUCACUCUAUGGGGGGUCUUUUAGUGAAGUGCUUUAUGUGCCUGCACAGUGAUAUUUUUGCAAAAUAUGUGAAGAAUUGGAUUGCUAUAGCUGCACCUUUUCAAGGUGCCCCCGGAUAUGUCACAUCUACCUUUCUGAAUGGGAUGUCAUUUGUGGAUGGUUGGGAGCAAAACUUUUUCAUUUCAAAGUGGAGCAUGCAUCAGCUGCUGAUUGAAUGCCCAUCGAUCUAUGAAUUGAUGGCAUGUCCAAACUUUAAGUGGCAACAUGACCCGGUGUUAGAGAUCUGGAGGAAGAAGCUUAAUGAUUGUGGUGAUAUCCAUAUGGUCCUUGAGUCUUACACCCCUUCUGAGAGUGUGAAUAUAUUCUCUGAAGCACUUUCAAGUAAUACGGUUGACUAUAAUGGUGAGAGCAUUCCCUUACCAUUUAACGAGGAAAUCUUGAAUUGGGCUCAUGAGACCCGCAGGAUUUUGUCUUGUGCUAAAGUUCCGCUUGGGGUGAAAUUCUACAAUAUAUAUGGGACCAAUCUGGAAACACCACACAGUGUUUGCUAUGGCAGUGAGGAGAUGCCUGUUACGGACGUGCAAGAACUUCAAUUUUACCUGCCCAAUUAUGUAUGUGUUGAUGGUGAUGGAACAGUUCCAACUGAAUCAGCUAAGGCAGAUGGGCUUGAUGCAGUUGCAAGAGUUGGAGUACCUGGGGAGCACCGGGGAAUUCUAUGCGAUCAUCAUGUUUUCCGCAUUCUGAAGCACUGGCUAAAUGCAGAUUCAGAUCCGUACUACAACCCGCUCAACGACUACGUGAUUCUACCCGCUGCGUUCGAGAUGGAAAGACACCACGAGAAGGGCAUGGAGGUGACUUCACUUAAAGAGGAGUGGGAAAUCAUUUCAAAAGAUGCCAAUGAUGACCAAGGAGAGAUCACCAUAAUGCCCUCGGUGAGCGCCAUUUCCGUCUCUCAAGAUGGAGGUCACCAAUCUUCUCGGGCCGAGGCUUGUGCCACUGUGAUCGUGGACCCCCAGAGUGAGGGUAAGCGACAUGUGGAGCUCAAUGCCUUGAGUGUGUCUGUCGACGCCUAAAUUUAGUUACUUGCAUUUUCUGAAAGAAAAGCCCGGAAUUGGGGUAGCGCUGUGUGUAUAGUAUAUCAGUCGUGUACAAAAUGUGCUGUCUUGUAAAUAUAAGUAUCACUGGUGGCAAUUGCCUUGAUGAAACAUAACGUUGAAAGAUCGUACUGGGGUUCGUAAUUGAAGACCCGUCAUGCAUUAAUGGAAAACAAAUGUACAUGUGCUAUUAGAA